AUGGGACCCCCUUCCAACUCCGGCUUCUACGUGAGCCGCGUGGUAGCCCUGCUGCUGGCGGGGCUGGUUGCCGCGCUCCUACUGGUGCUGGCCGUGCUCGCCGCCCUGUACGGCCACUGCGCGCGCGUCCCGCCGUCGGAGCUUUACGACCGCGGCAUCCCGGACGCUGCGUCCUUCCCGCGGGCCAAGCAGGAGGAGCUGCCAACGACUCCGAAGCCCAGCCCCACUCGGAAGCCGGAGGUGGCGACCACCCCGCGCAACUGGCGACCCCCGGGGCCCUGGGACCAGCUGCGCCUGCCACCCUGGCUCGUGCCGCUCCACUACGAGCUGGAGCUGUGGCUCCAGCUGCGGCCAGACGAGCUCUCGGCGCCCGCGUUGCAUUUCACCGGCCGCGUGAACAUCACCGUGCGCUGCACGGCGGCCACCUCACGUUUGCUCCUGCACAGCCUCUUCCUGGACUGUGAGAGUGCCGAGGUGCGGGGUCCCCUGUCCUCGGACGCCAGAGACCCCACUGUGGGCCGCGUGCCCGUGGACGAGGUGUGGUUCGCGUUGGACAUGCAGUACAUGGUGUUGGAGCUUGGCGAGGCCCUGCAGCCCGGGAGCCGCUAUGAGUUGCAGCUCAGCUUCACCGGCCCCGUGUUCCAGGACACCAGGGAGGGACUAUUCCUCAACGUCUAUACGGACCAGGGUGAGCGCAGGGCCCUGUUAGCAUCUCAGAUGGAACCAACAUUUGCCAGGAGUGUUUUCCCUUGUUUUGAUGAGCCAGCUCUGAAGGCAACUUUUAAUAUUACAAUUAUUCAUCAUCCAAGUUAUGUGGCCCUUUCCAACAUGCCAAAGCUAGGUCAGUCUGAAAAAGAAGAUGUGAAUGGGAGCAAGUGGACUGUCACCACCUUUUACACCACGCCCCUCAUGCCCACUUAUUUAACCGCCUUUGCUGUCUGUGACUGUGAGCAUGUCAGCAGGACUGAGCGGGGCAAGGAGAUACGCAUCUGGGCCCGGAAAGAUGCCAUUGCAGACGGAGAUGCAGACUUUGCUUUGAACAUCACAGGUCCCAUCUUCUCUUUUCUGGAAGAUUUAUUUAAUAUCAGUUACCCUCUUCCAAAAACAGAUAUAAUUGCCUUGCCGACUUUUGACAGCCGUGCCAUGGAAAACUGGGGACUGUUGAUGUUUGAUGAGUCAUUAUUGUUGCUGCAACCAAAUGAUAAACUAACAGAAAAAAAGUCUGUGAUCUCCCAUAUUGUCUCCCACGAGAUCGGACAUCAGUGGUUUGGAAACUUGGUUACCAUGAGUUGGUGGAACAAUAUAUGGCUCAAUGAAGGUUUUGCAUCUUAUUUUGAGUUUGGAGUAAUUAACUACUUCAAUCCUAACUUCCCAAGGAAUGAGGUCUUUUUUUCUAACAUUUUACAUGAUAUCCUCCAACAAGAUAAUGCCCUGGUGUCUAGAGCCGUCUCCAUGAAGAUGGAAAAUUUCACAGAAACCAGUGAAAUAAAUGAUCUCUUUGACCUGUUUACUUACAACAAGGGAGCUUCUAUGGCCCGGAUGCUUUCUAGUUUCCUGAAUGAGAAAAUCUUUAUCAGUGCCCUUAAGUCAUAUUUGGAGACAUUUUCUUACUCGAAUGCUGAGCAAGAUGAUCUGUGGAGGCAUUUUCAAAUGGCCAUAGAUGAUCAGAGUAAAAUUCUUUUGCCAGCAACAGUAAAAAGCAUAAUGGACAGUUGGACACACCAGAGUGGCUUUCCAGUUAUCACCUUAGAUGUAUCUACUGGCAUCAUGAAACAGGAGCCAUUUUACCUGGGAAAGGUUGAAAAUCAGACUCUUCUAACCCGCAAUGACACAUGGAUCAUACCUAUUCUUUGGAUAAAAAAUGGAAUUACACAGUCUUUAGUCUGGCUAGAUAAAAGCAGCAAAGUAUUCCCUGAAAUGCAAGUUUCAGAUUCUGAUUCUGACUGGGUGAUUUUAAAUUUGAAUAUGACUGGAUAUUAUAGAGUUAACUAUGAUAGGCUGGGUUGGAAGAAAUUAAAUCAACAGCUUGAAAAAGAUCCUAAGGCUAUUCCUGUCAUUCACAGACUGCAGUUGGUCGAUGACGUUUUUUCCUUGUCUAAAAACAAGUAUAUCGAGAUUGAAACAGCACUUGAUUUAACCAAGUACCUUGCUGAAGAAGAUGAAAUCAUAGUAUGGCAUGCAGUUUUGGUGAACCUAGUGACCAAGGAUCUUAUUUCUGAUGUGAACCAUGAUAUAUACACAUUAUUAAAGAAGUAUCUGUUAAAGAGACUUACCUCUAUAUGGAAUAUUUAUUCAACUAUAAUUCGUGAAAAUGUGGCAGCAUUGCAGGAUGACUAUUUAGCUCUAAUAUCACUGGAAAAACUUUUCGAAACGGCAUGUUGGUUGGGUCUCGAGGACUGUCUUCAGCUGUCACGAGAGCUCUUCAGAAACUGGAUGAACCACCCAGAGAAUGAAAUACCUUAUCCGAUUAAAACUGUGAUUUUGUGUUAUGGCAUUGCCUUGGGAAAUGAUAAAGAAUGGGAUUUUCUAUUAAGUAUCUACAAUAAUAAAACAAAGGAAGAAGAAAGGAUUCAACUUGCUUAUGCAAUGAGCUGCAGUAAGGACCCAUGGAUACUUAACAGAUACAUGGAGUAUGCCGUCACUACAUCUCUGUUCUCUUUUAAUGAAACAAAUAUAAUCGAAGUUGUGGCAGCAUCUGAAGUUGGGCGAUACAUUGCAAAGGACUUUUUAAUCAACAAUUGGCAAGCCGUGAUUGAAAGGUAUGGAACAAAGUUGUUGGUUUCUCUAGUAUAUGUAAUAGGAAGAACCAUAAUCACAGAUUUACAGAUCACAGAGCUGCAGCAGUUUUGUAGUCAUAUGUUGGAGGAGCACCAGAGACUCACAGUUCACGCCCAAUUACAGACAAUAAAGAAGGACAAUCUGAAAAGCAAAGAGCGAAAUGCCAGGAUAGCUGCGUGGCUCCGGAAAAACACCUAACUUAGCGGGGGACUCUCGGCACUCCUCUGGCGUAUUAUAAUGUGCUCACAGUGUUAUCCUCCAAUCCCCUGGAAAGUGAGUCUGGAAAAGCACACGUUUUGUGAUUGUAUUUCAGUCACAUUUACUACUCAGAGUCCCGUUCUCCCCAUGUUGUCACACUUGGCUGUGAGGCACUCUCUGGGUGAGAGGGGGAGGCUGAGUGAUGGCUGAGGAUUUUGCCAACAUUGCUGUAUUUCUGGGGGAGAUUUUGCUUCAUGUUGGGCUAUAAACCACGUAAUUUACUUUAAAUGCCUUGUAAAAACAAAUUUACCUUAGAGAGCCUUGCUUUUUCUGUUGUGAAGGCCAGUGGAAUAUUACAUCAUUGGCUAAAUAAGCACAUUCUUCUCUGAGGGAAAUACCGAUUUGCAAUACUCUAGGGUUUAUUUAAAAGAGUAAUGUACAAAUAACACAACAGUAUAAAGAAACAGAGACUAGAAAAGCAGCAAUCGCUAGAAGACAGAAAAGCCAAAGACAUGCAGGUUUGAAAAAGAAGAAACAGACAAUUGUAUGAGCCAUGUUAAGUGCCCCAAAGGCAAGAAAUGUGUCUUCUCCUUUCCCACCCACCUCUCCCCAGUGCCUGCUUCCACGUGCCACACUUUACUGGCUACUGAACUUUAAGGUGUCACAGAGAGGCCCAGGACUAUAGGAUCCACGAAGUGCCCUUAGGGUCACUGCUGCAGAGGUCAGAUGGAGAGCAAGGCUGUGCCCUGAAAGCUCUUGACUAUGCAGAUCACCUGUGGGAAGGACACUCUUUCAGCCAAAGUUUAGCAGCAAAAAUAAUGAUGUCAACAGACAAUAGCAAUUAUGGGCUAAUUUCCAACGCAAAUGGAAAUGGUCAAAUAGAAAUAGAACUAAAAGACUAACCAGAGCAUGAUCUUUACAGCUUUGCACUCAGGGCAUUAAGUUCGAAAUGUGGUUUCAUUUGGCCAGAUUGAAGCUGCUUGUAGUUUGGACAACGUUAAACCUUUUCAUCAAUCACAAUGUGUGGAAUUAGCUCAGUUUUGUCACCCCUGAAUUAAUCAGGACAGCUAAGGCAAAUCAUCCAACUCGAUUUUGUGUGUUUACAAUUUAAUUCUUGUUUUAAUUUUGCUUUUGCUUUUAUAGAAUGGAAAUAAAAACUACAGAUCUCCUAUCUACCUCAAAGUAAAAUUGUAAAGCUUAAGGAAUAUAUCAAUUAAAAGCCUUUAAUAUGUUACAUAAACUCAAGGCACUAAUAUGAUCUAACGCUUUUUUUCCCCCUCUGUCUUGUGUAAGUUAAUGCAGCCACAAAUUAAAAUGCAAUACCAAAGCUCACUUCCAUAUUCACUUCACAAGAAGAUACUCCCUGAGUGGGGCUGGGAGGCCACGGGACUUGGCCAUGAGGACAAAUCAAAGCACAGUCUGUUCAGACUUGACCUUUGAUCAUAGGUCAGAGAGAUUUUUCUUUAAAUUUGGCAAUUUAAAAUUUAAGCAAUAAAAUAGCCCCAUGUCUUCAAAUGGUUAUGUGUGAUUUCUUCCUGUGUUUUCUUACACGUUUGUUCUGUG
This is a messenger RNA of Camelus dromedarius (Arabian camel), 4539 nucleotides long. It is a transcript of the gene LVRN, whose product is annotated as laeverin. The record is from RefSeq and is a predicted model, not a curated record. Gene Ontology annotation, biological process: peptide catabolic process; proteolysis. Bases 1 to 2976 code for a protein of 991 amino acids. Gene Ontology annotation, cellular component: cytoplasm. Gene Ontology annotation, molecular function: metalloaminopeptidase activity; zinc ion binding; peptide binding. The transcript is spliced from 20 exons. Lineage: Eukaryota; Metazoa; Chordata; Mammalia; Artiodactyla; Camelidae.